UUUGGAAUUCCAGUGACGACAUCAGCGUGACGAAAUUUUCCCUCGGUCCUGUAUUUAUGUUAAGAGCAGAACGACGUGUGAUGAGAAGUCAGAUGUCUGUGUUGUGCAGGAGUUCAGCAGCUGAUGGUGUAGUGGAGUGUAUGUGAGAGACAGAGACAGAGACAGAGACAGAGAGAGACGCGACUUCAGAUCAAACUUUUUACACAAACUUUGUCAGUUGUUGGUGCAGUCCAUGAAGAUGCACAUCGCGGCGGAGUUUUGCGUGGUUUGCAUGAAGGUACUGUGGUCGUUCGCGGCGGCGGCCGUACGGUGGCUCGUAAAGCCGCGAGAGAAGCGCGUGCACGGCCGCGUGUGCGUGAUCACCGGGGCCGGAAGUGGACUGGGCCGCCUGUUCGCGCUGCACUUCGCCCGCAGAGGAGCCACGCUCGCGCUGUGGGACAUCAACCGCGCCGCCAACGAGGAGACCGCAGAGCUCGUGCGGGAAAUCUACCAAAAAUACACAGACACCAGCAGCACCGGUUCAGAGGACAGCAGUGAGAAGUUCCAGCCCGUGUUUCAGCCCCGAGUUCACACGUACGUGUGUGAUGUAAGUAAACGCGAGAGUGUGUAUGCCACAGCCGAGCAGGUGAGGAUCGAGGUGGGAGAUGUCACGUUCCUCGUCAACAACGCCGGGGUGGUGUCAGGACAUCACCUCCUGGAGUGUCCUGAUGAACUGAUCGAGAGGACCAUGAUGGUCAACUGCCAUGCUCACUUCUGGACCACAAAAGCUUUUCUCCCUAAGAUGCUGGAGUUAAACGAGGGACACAUUGUGACCGUCGCCAGCUCUCUGGGUCUCUUUACCACAGCCGGGGUCGAGGAUUACUGCGCUAGCAAAUUCGGGGCCAUCGGCUUCCACGAGUCCUUGAGCCACGAGUUAAAGGCGGCUAACAAAGACGGGAUCAAGAUGACACUUGUGUGUCCCUUCCUGGUUGAUACAGGGAUGUUUAAAGGCUGUCAGAUCAGGAAGGAGAUUGCACCAUUUUUCCCACCGCUGAACCCGGAGCACUGUGUGGAGCGAGCCAUGAGAGCCAUUCUGACAGAUCAGCCAAUGGUCUGCACGCCACGUGCCAUGUAUGCUGUCACCUUCAUGAAAACGAUUUUGCCAUUCGACGCCAUCGUGUGCAUGUACCGCUUCCUUGGCGCUGAUAAAUGCAUGUAUUCCUUCUUGGCUCAUCGGAAAGAAUCCACCAACAACAACGAGUCGAAAAUCAGCAUGUAGUCACUCCGGUGUCCUGUAUAUAUCUCUGCACUCUUAUUUGGAGCA
Messenger RNA from Tachysurus vachellii, 1303 nucleotides. It is a transcript of the gene rdh10b, whose product is annotated as retinol dehydrogenase 10b. The record is from RefSeq and is a predicted model, not a curated record. The coding region runs from base 233 to 1258 and encodes 341 amino acids. Gene Ontology annotation, molecular function: oxidoreductase activity, acting on the CH-OH group of donors, NAD or NADP as acceptor. Lineage: Eukaryota; Metazoa; Chordata; Actinopteri; Siluriformes; Bagridae. The transcript has 6 exons. Gene Ontology annotation, cellular component: lipid droplet.